AUGCUCCAAUUUCAAACACAUUUAGAAAACGGCACAGUCUAUCUCUGUCACACUAGAUGCGAUAUCCUCACUAUCCUUAUGGGAAAUAACGAUGUCAUCAAUCCACAUAACUAUACCGCUCCUGUUGUCAACUCCGGCCUCAUUGACUUCGUUUAUACAGCUCCGACAUUACCAAUGAGUUUCGACCAAUGGCCGACCCUCGCCGAGAUGAUUUUCAGCAACCAACGCGCAGUCGUCAUGCUUGACUACGAAGCCAAUCAGGAAGAGAUCCCUUGGCUCCUCGAUGAGUUCUCGCAGAUGUUCGAAACCCCCUUCUCACCGACUGACCGCGAUUUUCCCUGUACCGCACAACGUCCCUCCAACCAAGCCCUCCAGACCCGCGACGAGCGUAUGUUUAUGAUGAACCAGAAUCUCAACCUUGAGAUCUCACUGGGAGGGAUCAGUUUUGACAUUCCCGCAUCCAACCUUGUCAACGAGACAAAUGCGAUUGAAGGCUACGGUUCCGCAGGAGCGUAA
Exophiala bonariae is the source of this 516-nucleotide messenger RNA. RefSeq lists its product as uncharacterized. Gene Ontology annotation, biological process: lipid metabolic process. Gene Ontology annotation, molecular function: phosphoric diester hydrolase activity. The record is from RefSeq and is a predicted model, not a curated record. NCBI's taxonomy places the organism in Eukaryota, Fungi, Ascomycota, Eurotiomycetes, Chaetothyriales, Herpotrichiellaceae. Bases 1 to 516 code for a protein of 171 amino acids. The transcript has 2 exons.